AUGAUAACAAAUAUAGAACUGACAACCAAAGUAUGUAAAAACCUGAGGUCAGCUAUAAAUGAUGAUAUAACUGUGGACAAACUCGUAGAGAGCGAAGUAAGCAAAGGAUUUCUGUGUGGACCAUACAAACAACUGCCUUUUCACUCUUGUAGAGUCAGUCCCAUCGGUGUCUCCUAUGGAAAGUAUUCAGGGAAACCAAGGCUCAUAGUAGACCUUUCGUCACCACAUCAGGAUGAACAACACCCUAGUGUCAACGACUUAAUUAGCAAAGAAGAAUGUUCCUUAUCAUAUGUCCGUAUUGAUGACGCAAUCAAUCUUAUCCAACAACUCGGUAAUGAUACUACAAUGUGCAAAACAGAUAUAUCGGACGCAUUUAAGUUAAUGCCUAUACAUCCAUCACAGUGGCACUUGUACUGUAUAGGUUGGAAGGGCAGCUUCUACUAUUAUACUAAGCUAGCUUUUGGGUGCCGGUCCAGCCCCAAGAUUUUUGACAAUCUUUCAACAGCCAUAUGCUGGAUUGCUAGAAACAAUUAUGGCAUUGACCAUAUUUUACAUCUAUUGGAUGAUUUUAUCACAUUUGAAGAACCAGGAAAAUGUGGUGACAGAAAUAUGUCUAUGUUGUAUGUCAUCUUCAAUGGCCUAAAUAUACCGAUGGCUCUACAUAAGACUUGCGGACCAAACACAGUGAUAGAAUACCUAGGUAUCAUUCUGGACUCUCAUAAAAUGGAAGCUAGACUGCCGAUAGACAAACUUCAGCGAGAUACAGAGAUAAUCCGAUCAUUUCAAAACCGUCAGUCGUGUACAAAGAGAGAACUUCUUCAACUAUUAGGUCAUUUAAAUUUUGCCAGUAAAGUUAUUAUCCCAGGACGCAGUUUCGUAUCACACAUCAUUAAGUUAUCGACUACUGUGAAAGCCCUACACCACCAUGUCAAACUGAAUAGCGAAUGUAGGGAGGACAUUAGAAUGUGGUUAACUUUUCUGCAAUACUGGAACGGAGUAGGCAUUUUUUAUGAUCUACAGAUAACUACAACAGAGGACAUCAAGUUGUACACAGAUGCGUCUGGAACCAGAGGGUUCGGGGGCUACCUACAGGGACAGUGGUUCUCUCAGGCAUGGCCACCAAAUAUACAGGAUUAUGUCCAUAGCACGGACGAGAUAUCCAUAGCUUUCAAGGAGUUGUACCCCAUAGUCGUGGCAGCCAUGAUAUGGGGACACGGAUGGAAAGGCUUGCGAAUCAUGUUUAUGUGUGAUAAUAUCGCGACUGCAAUGUUGCCAUUUUACAUAAAGGCCGCUCGAAAUCGGCGCAUAUCAUGCCACUCAUGA
Molecule: messenger RNA, 1323 nt
Organism: Pecten maximus
Lineage: Eukaryota; Metazoa; Mollusca; Bivalvia; Pectinida; Pectinidae
Exons: 1
Coding region: 1-1323 (440 amino acids)
Source: RefSeq, a predicted model, not a curated record